This is a messenger RNA of Pteropus alecto (black flying fox), 6353 nucleotides long. RefSeq names its product armadillo repeat containing 9 (gene ARMC9). Bases 377 to 2506 code for a protein of 709 amino acids. NCBI's taxonomy places the organism in Eukaryota, Metazoa, Chordata, Mammalia, Chiroptera, Pteropodidae. The record is from RefSeq and is a predicted model, not a curated record. Gene Ontology annotation, cellular component: ciliary basal body; ciliary tip; centriole. The transcript is spliced from 22 exons. Gene Ontology annotation, molecular function: protein binding. Gene Ontology annotation, biological process: cilium assembly.
CGCAGUUGGCCACACUUAGAGGGGUCCCAGGGUCCUCCAGCUGGGUAGUGGGCGGCGCGAACGAGAGGCCUGGGACUUUUAGAUCCAUCCCUUCCGUUAUCUCCAUCGGCUAACCCCUCUUUCCAAAGACCCCGGUUAAGUCCAGAUUUCAUCCAGUGCAAGCAAAAACAGGAUGCUUGCUAUGCACAUCUGUCUUCUAGACAAAUCCCAUAGUCUUACCCUUAGUCAAAAACUCUAUUAUAUAGAAAGUCAGAAGCUGCCGCUGCAGCCCUCAAAAGUGACAGAAGAAGUUUUCUCUAGUUUCUGCAAAAAGUGGAGCGGUGGUUCUCGAACUCGAAUAGAUUUUUGCUGUGAGAAUUAAUAGCAACCUUUCAGUAUGGGGGAUAUUCUGGCUCACGAAUCCGAAUUACUUGGACUAGUGAAAGAGUAUUUAGAUUUUGCCGAGUUCGAAGACACCUUGAAAACAUUUUCAAAAGAAUGCAAAAUAAAAGGCAAACCAUUAUCUAAAACAGCAGGUGGCUCUUUAAGGGACUCCAAAUCGUUGGUAAUCCAGAGGGACCUCAUCGCUGCGUUUGACAGUGGAGACCAGAAGGCGUUCUUCGCUUCAUGGGAGGAGCACGUCCCCAGCUCCCUCCGAGAUGGCGACACCCUGGCCCGGAAGCUGGAGUUCUAUCUUCACAUCCACUUUGCCAUCUACCUCCUGAAGCACUCCGUGGGGAGGCCUGACAAAGAGGACCUGGAUGAAAGGAUUUCUUAUUUCAAAACCUACCUGGAGACCAAAGGGGCAGCGCUGAGCCAGACCACUGAGUUCCUCCCUUUCUAUGCCCUGCCCUUCGUUCCCAACCCCAGGGCCCACCCGUCCUUUAAAGAGCUCUUCCAGGAUUCUUGGACUCCAGAUUUAAAGUCGAAGUUGGAAAAGUUCCUGGCUUUAGUUUUUAAAGCCGGCGACACACCAAAGCUUUUAACGUUGUAUAAGGAGAAUGGACAGAGUCACAAAGAAACGUUGCAGCAGCUCCACCAGCAGCUGGUAGAAGCUGAGCGCAGGUCGAUGACUUACCUGAAACGGUACAAUAAGAUCCAGGCGGACUACCACAACCUCAUCGGGGUCACGGCAGAGCUGGUGGAUUCCCUGGAGGCCACGGUCAGCGGCAAGAUGGCUUCGACCAUGUUAAGAGCCUCCUUGGUGCCCGUGAAAUCGAAGGAUGUCCCGUUACUGCCCUCCUUGGAUUAUGAGAAACUGAAGAAGGAUCUGAUUUGGGGGAGCGACCGCUUGAAAGCCUUCCUGUUGCAGGCUCUGCGCUGGCGCUUGACCACCUCCCAUCCUGGCGAGCAGAGGGAGACCGUUCUGCAGGCCUACGUCAGCAACGACCUCUUGGACUGUCACAGCCACAGCCAGAGGAGCGUGCUCCAGCUGCUGCACUCCAGGAGCGAGGUGGUGCGGCAGUACAUGGCCAGGCUCGUCAACGCUUUCGCGUCCCUGGCGGGAGGUCGCCUGUACGUCGCCCAGAGCACGAAGCUGCUGCGCGUGCUGGAGGAACGGCUGCGGGAGGAGGACAAGGACACGGCCACCCGGGAGAACGUCCUCGGGGCCUUGCAGAAGCUCAGUCUCAGGCGUCCGCUGCAGACAGCCAUGAUUCAAGACGGCCUCAUCUUCUGGCUGGUCGAUAUUCUGAAAGACCCCGACUGCCUGUCUGACUACACGCUGGAGUACUCGGCGGCUUUGCUCAUGAACCUCUGCCUCCGGAGUGCAGGGAAGAACGUGUGUGCCAAGGCAGCCGGCCUCGUGCUGAAGGUCCUUUCAGAUCUGCUGGGCCAUGAAAACCAUGAGAUACAGCCGUACGUGAACGGAGCGCUGUACAGCAUCCUCUCCAUCCCAUCCAUCCGUGAGGAGGCGAGAGCAAUGGGAAUGGAAGACAUCCUUCGCUGCUUCAUCAAAGAAGGCAACGCCGAAACAGUCCGCCAGAUUGAAUUUAUCAUCAAGCAGCUGAAUUCAGAAGAGCUACCGGAUGGUGUUCUUGAAUCUGACGAUGAUGAAGACGAAGAUGAUGAAGAGGACCACGACACUAUGGAAGCUGACCUGGACAAAGACGAACUGAUCCAGCCCCAGCUCGGCGAACUCUCGGGAGAGAAGCUUCUGACCACGGAGUACCUGGGAAUCAUGACCAACACGGGCAAGACGAGGCGGAAGGGGCCGGGCAGCGUGCAGUGGAGUGGCGCCGAGCCCCUGCGCCGGCCUGUCACCCCUGGCGGCCACAGGAAUGGGUACCCAGUCGUCUCCCGGAGCAGCAGGCUCUUUGUUGGGAUGGAGUCUCACAGCCUGGAAGACCAUCCCGUUUCUCCCCAGACGGCCCGACGUGCAGGAAACAGCUGCGGCCCGUCCCUGCCCCAUGCCCACCUUUCAGGCUGCAAGCGGGGCGAGCCUGGCGCUUCUGAGCCUUGCGCCCCGUCUUCCUGUAGGAGCAGCAGCAGCAGCGUGCGGGGCAGCUCCUGGUCUGCUGAUGCCUAGAAUCCAGAAAGGCCUGGCUCCCACCUGCUCGGGGGGAAACCCCUGAGCUCGGCCACUGCCCCGCGACCUGGAGCCGCCGCCCCCCGACCCUGACGCGGCCAGACCUGACCCCUGCUCGCAGAGCUCCGAGUCCACUGCUCACGUCUGCAAGCUCUUUGGGCAAGAUUUCUGACUGGGCAAAGCCAUGUUUCCUGUGAGAUUUCAGAGUAGGAAUCUCAAAACGAUUUAGAUCUGUGACCACGGUUUGGUACCCGGCCCUCGGUGCUGAGGGGGGCCGGCCGCUUGUCAGGUGUGCAACGAGGAGCAGAAACUACUGUGGGGGUCUUUUCCAAACGCAUUUUGAAGCAUCUCAUUGACUUCACGAGAGACCGAUGGGGGAUGAAAGUAUUUUUCGGAUGCCAGAAAAAAUAUGUAUGCCUUGCAUCAGAAAUGUACAAAGUGGUUUUUUUUUUUUUUUUUUUUUUUUAAUUUUCAAGAGGAAAUUAAAAGGAUAUGAGCAGGCCAGAUAAGACUCUAAUCUCCAUUCAAAUAGGAAAAAUAACAGAGGAGCAGGUCAGAUGGCCGUAUGAAAAACAUCUGAGAACUUCACCGUCCGCUCACAAUUGGAUCCAAAAGCACCUAAACCCGGUUGGGAGCAUCAGGCCUGUCGGUCACAGAGCGGGAGGAAAGCCAGGCUGCUCGGGACUCGGGGGGAGGGUGACUCGAUGGGGAGCAGUUUUAGGGGUUCUGCCGACUUCGAUCGUCUGUUAUUUCACACGUGUCUUGUUGGACAUUAACACUCGUUCACCGAAAGGUGAUUAGUUCAACGUAUGCAAAGCUGUCUGCUGCCAGGCAGAGGGUUUAGGUGGUCUCUCGGUUCUUGCCAGUUUGACCAAAUGCCAUUGAGUUAACACAUGGUUUCAAGUUCUGUAGGCCUGGACCUCCCAAGAGUUGCAUUUAGGGCAACUUCCGUGACAUCCUAGUUUAACCAAAAUGACCACCAGGGCGGCCCUCUGUCUUGCACCGAUUUUAAGGAUGAGCCUGUCUUUCGGGAAGAUUGAUCAUGCUCUUCUCUGCCAGGUGGAGGCUUUCGAAGGGUCAUGGAUAGAGAGGGCUGAGCAGCCGCCGAUGUUCUUGCUGGCGAUGUCGACGUUAUUUUCAAGAACGAGCGAUUUUAGCCCCGACGAAGUCAAGGCCCUGCCGGACUCUGGGUCCUCAAACGUAGAUAGUGGGCACCCAGCAGGGACGCAGCCUGAUGGCCACCAGCAGUUCCCAGUGCCUGUCAUGGGGGUGGUGGCAGCUGCUCAGUGGCCCCUCCAGGGGGGCGACCUGGGCCAGAGCAGCUGCUCUUCCCACGUCGUAUUGUUGGUGCACCCCCUUGGCCUGCUCUGAACGCUGAGACCAUAUCCUGUGUCCCGUCCGCCUGCCUGCUCCUGUCUGCUCAGGCCUGGCUGGGACCCAAGACACCUCCGCUGCCCAUCGACCCCCUCCCUCCCCAGCCCUCUGCAGAACACUAACCACCAGCCCGCCCUCACUCCACCUGCUAGAGACCGGGCAGAUAACCUCUCUCCCUGCACCCUGCCAGGCCGGCCGUCAGCCUCAGGUCAGCCCCUUAGUUCUCCCUUAAAAUCCUUUUACUUAACAGAAGGUCUCCCCCUGGAGAAGCCAAGGCCCCGGGUUAACGGCUUGUCUAGGUCACUUCAUGAGCAUCGAUCCCACUUCUGGUGUAGACUCUGUUCUUCCUUCUACCCUCUUUCAGCCACCCCAGGACCGAUGGCCCUGGGCCAGCGUCGGCUCCCCCGGCUGCUGGCUCCGCCGCCGUCUCCCCCUCUUCUUACGCAGCCUCUGCGUGAGGAUGGGCAGCAAACGGGCCUCGGCCCGGGUGCUUGGAAUGCUGUGUGGAGACUGGUUCUGAGGCCGCGUCUGGGCUCAGCCGACAUUAGUGCCGUGGCUCGUGAGCAAGGAGAGGCGGAGGGCAGCGGCGGGCCGGGCGGCCAUCCCGAUCUUCACUGUCUUCUCCCGGGCAGGAGCCUGGUCUGACUUUUCUUGACCCUUCCGCCCGUGCGGUGCUGCUUCCUCAGGCCUCUCCUCCACUCCCAUGCUCCUGCUCACCUUGCCCCCCCAUUUCAUCCUGACCCCACCCUGUGCUCCCCACGGGUUCCCUCACACCCCCAGGGCUUGCUGCUGAGUCUGGCUUUCUGGCCUUCACUCGGGCUGGGGGUCGGCGCCUCACCUCGAGACCCCGUGGGAACCCAGCACCGUGACCCGCACAGCACGUUUAUUCAGGAGGCCACCUCCACACCUGUGCAUUCAGUCAACACUAAGGGUAAAACUCAGGAUGGGAAACCUGUGGGAUCUUCAAACUGUCUGGUCAGUUGAAAGCAGAACCAGAAAAGUACAUUCUUUUUCAGCACAGGACUCAGCCCCGCGGUGCCAAAAGGAAAUCGUUCCCGGGGGGGGGGGAAAGCCAAGAAUGUGACUUAGAAUUUUGCAAGACGUUGGCCUGAGGAAAGUUAUUCUCAUUUCCCCAUCGAUCAAGACUCUCUUGGAUAUCAAAAUCACAUGCCUCGUCCGUGGACCUUGGAGUUAAAAUGCCCAGCUGUGUCUGAAAUGAAUUAACAGAUCGGAAAAACAGGAGUUUGUCCCAGGAGGCCUCAGGUGCGCACACACGGCUGCCCUCCUCCCAGCUCCUUUCAAUGGAUCUGGUUUUCUGUGGCGAGAUGUCUGAAAGUCUGCAGAGUGGCACAGAGUGGAGGAAGGGUGACUACUGUUUGAUGACUAAACCAAGACCUCAGGGCGUCUCAGGAGAGCUCAGCUUAGCGCUUCCUCUCUCAUGGGGGGCUGGGAUGUGGGGGAGAGGCUUUCCCACCUACCCCCCAACCCCCACCACCUAGGAAAGCCCUGAUCCUGGACGACUGCCUAUUCCUGUAACACCAUGAACUGUAAUGGGAUUUAUGUAAUGUAAUUCCACUCGGUUAUCAUUUGGCACACCUAGGCUUUAUCUCCUGGCCCUUAGUCUAUAAGCCCGUUGAGCAGAGAGCACAGACAAGCUGGCCGUUGAAGAACAGAUCAAAGAAGGUUGAAAGUCUAGUUCCAGACUCAGUUCUCAGUGUGGACUCUAAGUACAGCCACCCAGUGGGUUUCAUACCAGAAACAGAUUCCUCGCGUGGGUCGAAAGAGAAUUGUCUGGAAGCCAGAGCUGGGUACCUCGGUACAGGUUUGAGGAAACCUGCAGAUAAGAGUCUUUCAGAUGAAGCAGAGGCCGCGUUGCGAAGGUACUAGAGAGAUUUCGUAUGUGAAAGAACUGAGAAGAGCUUGGAUUAAAGGAAGCAGCAAAGAAUCCAGACUGUGUCACGGUGACAGAGACACCUUUGGCUGCAGAAAGACAAGUGGGGGCAGGGAAGAAGGGAUUGGCAUCCCCUGAAAUACAAAGUAGGCCCGUCCCCAGGCCCCGGGCAGAGCUCCUGGGCAGUGUCAUCUGGAACUUCUCGGGUCACUUCUCUGCAAAGAUCUCCAGGAUGACCCGGUGGCCUGCUCCCUGACCGUGGCGUCAGCUCAAGCGCCGCUAGUUAGGAACUGGGCACUUCCUGCCCCUGUGGGUGGACUGAGGGAUUCAGGCCUGACGGCGCCUGGGGCAGCUCGGCAUGAAGAGAACCCCACCUCUGGGGUUGCCGGAUGUAGCGAAUAAAAAUCCAAGACACCCCGCUGAAUAUGAAUUUCAAAAACACAACUUUUCAGUGCCAUCGUGCUCGUGCGUGGGGGCCGAGCAGUGCCCCAGGGAAACGACUUACACACGCACACGCGCGCGCACACACACACUCACGCACACACACACACACACACACACACCCCGAGAGGCAGAGGCGGG